Molecule: messenger RNA, 2723 nt
Organism: Lotus japonicus
Lineage: Eukaryota; Viridiplantae; Streptophyta; Magnoliopsida; Fabales; Fabaceae
Product: golgin candidate 1
Exons: 21
Coding region: 215-2338 (707 amino acids)
Biological process (GO): Golgi organization; retrograde transport, vesicle recycling within Golgi
Cellular component (GO): Golgi cisterna; Golgi membrane
Source: RefSeq, a predicted model, not a curated record
AUGAUUCGGUGGUUAAAGGCACAGAGUAGCACCUCAUACACCCGAUUCCGACAUAGAAGCGGUUCUUCCAUACUAUUCGCGAGCACUGGCAGUGAUCUUUGAUUCCAAAGCAGAAUUCUGCAAUCUUCUUCGUCACUCCAUGGAACCUCGAGUUCUCGAUCUCUGAACACUUUCGCCAUACGAAUCUCAAUCACUGUUUCUUCCUGCAACUGCAAUGGCGUCGUGGCUCAAAGCCGCUGAAGAUUUAUUCGAAGUUGUUGAUCGAAGAGCCAAACUGGUUGCCACUGACUUAGAGGACCAGUCUGAUUCUAAAUCUCCAGCUUCUAAUUCUAAUGGGCAAGGAUCUCAAGGCAAGGGGACAAAACGAAAACCUAAGACUAAAAACGGACAAUCAAACUCACCAAGUAUAACUACUGAUGCUACUAAGGAGGACAGUGGAUUUCCUGCAGCAUUGGUGGAUGUAACAACUCCAAGCGACAAAGUUGAUCUUGUCGCUGAAAAUGAUGGGGAUGCUUCCGUAUCUACAGACCAACCAAAGAAGGAGCAGCAAACUACCGAUGCAACAUCACCUAUUUUAGGCACAUCAUUAUCGGAAAUGCUAACCGAUGAUGUUGGCAAACAUGACACAGAUGAUGUAGAAGUCUUAGUAGAUGAUACUGCUGGUGAAGUUGCUACUGUUUCUGCAAAUGGUGAACCUACCAGAGAGAAUGCUUCAGAUAGUCAUGAGGUGGAUCCUCCUCCAGCUCCCAAGGGAAUCAAAGUCCCCGAGGAUGAACCCACCACUAGCUCUGGCCAAAUUAUCAAGUCUGGAGAUUCAGAUGCCAAUCAAAAUAUGGAUCAAGAGAAAUCAGAAUCUGUGACUUCUGACUUAGCUCCUAAUAGUGAGACUGCACAUAAAGAUUCUGUUAUAAAAGUUGAACCUAUUGAGAAUCAGAAGAGCCAUAAAGACCAUAAAACUGACAUCUCCCCAAAGAAAGUACAGGAUCAACUUGAUGAGGCUCAAGGAUUGCUUAAGACGACAAAAUCUACUGGUCAGUCUAAAGAGGCAAGGUUAGCUCGGGUCUGUGCUGGACUAUCAUCCCGCCUUCAAGAGUACAAAUCUGAAAAUGCACAGUUAGAGGAACUUCUAACUGCAGAGAGAGAGUUGAGUAAAUCAUAUGAGGCUAGCAUAAAACAGCUACAGAAGAAUUUGUCAGAAAGUAAAAGGGAAGUGACAAGAGUUGAAUCAAAUAUGGCUGAUGCCUUGUCAGCAAAAAAUGCUGAAAUUGAGGCACUUUUGAGUUCCAUGGAAGCAGUUAAGAAGCAAGCCGCAUUGUCAGAAGGAAAUCUAGCUUCCAUGCAGGCAAACAUGGAGUCUAUGAUGAGAAAUCGAGAGCUAACAGAGACAAGGAUGAUGCAGGCUCUAAGAGAGGAGCUAGCAUCUACUGAGCGAAGAGCAGAAGAGGAGCGUGUUGCACAUAAUGCUACCAAAAUGGCUGCUAUGGAAAGACAAGUAGAAUUGGAGCAUAGAGCAGUUGAGUCAUCUACAGCCCUCGCAAGGAUACAGAGAAUAGCAGAUGAAAGGACAGCAAAGGCCACAGAACUUGAGCAGAAGGUUGCACUUCUCGAGGUUGAAUGUUCAUCUUUAAAUCAAGAACUGCAAGAUAUGGAAGCUCGUUUGCGCCGUGAACAAAAAAAGUCACCGGAAGAGGCAAAUCAAGUAAUUCAGAUGCAGGCAUGGCAGGAAGAAGUGGAGCGUGCACGUCAGGGACAGAGGGAAGCUGAAAGCAAGCUAUCUUCCUUGGAGGCUGAAUUGCAAAAAAUGAGAGUUGAAAUGGCUGCCAUGAAGAGGGAUGCUGAGCAUUAUUCACGUCAGGAGCAUAUGGAGUUGGAGAAACGCUAUCGGGAACUGACUGACCUUUUGUACUACAAACAAACGCAAUUAGAAACCAUGGUCAGUGAAAAAGCUGCCACAGAGUUCCAGCUGGAGAAGGAAAUUAAGCGUCUUCAAGAAGCACAGGCGGAUGUUGAAAGAAGUAGAGUUUCUCGUCGAGCAUCGUCAUCAUGGGAAGAUGAGACUGAAAUAAAAUCCCUUGAGCCUCUUCCUUUGCAUCACCGACAUCUGGCUGGUGCGAGUAUUCAGUUGCAGAAAGCAGUGAAACUGUUAGAUUCAGGGGCUGUCAGGGCCACAAGAUUUCUCUGGCGUUAUCCAACGGCCCGAGUUGGUCUAUUUUUCUACUUGGUGUUUGUACAUCUCUUUUUGAUGUAUCUCUUGCAUCGUCUUCAGGAACAAGCUGACAUUAUUUCUACAAGAGAAGUUGCAGAAGCUAUGGGGCUUUCUAACCAGAACUUACCAUGAGUUGUAUAUUAAGUAUACCAUUUAGGUCCUAUGUCAGGUGUUAAUAGUUUCCUGACUAUAUUUUCAAGUGUAUAUUUUUUGUGCGGCUGCAUUGUGAGUGCUUAGGGUGGCUUGAUAAUGGUUCCGCAAAUUACUGACAUAUGAAAACCAAAAGAGCAAGGUCAACACAGGUAUCUUCUGCUGCAGCUUGGAGUCGGGAAAAUCGGAUGCUGAGCUGAAUGAUAUUAUUGAACGGGUGGCAGAAUCACUUUCCUGUCUAGACUUUCCUGCGGAUUGAAUUGUUUAAUCAUGUUUAAUUGAUCUUCUUUUUUCUUUCCUCCGAAAAUGUAUUUCAGUUGUAAGAAACAAUGGUAAAGAACUAUAGAUACAAAUUUCUUUUGUGAUA